AUGAAGAUGCUCAGGUCAGCGUGUGUCCACCAGCGCAGGCUUCGGAGACCUUUCUCGUUGCUCUCCUCGCCCCCACUGAAGUUCGUGGCUGGAAGACCGUUCUCUUCCAUUGCUGCUUCUGCCAAUGAGCAGAUUGAAAGUGCACCCAAGAAUGAGUUGCAGGAGAAUCUUCGACCAACCCAGAUUGUAGACGAGCUAAACAAGUAUGUUGUGGGGCAAGCAGAUGCAAAGCGCGCGGUCGCGAUCGCUUUGAGAAACCGUUGGAGACGGCGUCAGCUACCCGAGGACUUGAGAAAGGAGAUAAUGCCACGGAAUGUCCUAUUGGUUGGGCCCACAGGGUGUGGGAAGACGGAGGUAGCCAGACGAAUGGCCAUGUUGAAUGAUGCCCCGUUUAUCAAAGUGGAAGCCACAAAGUUUACCGAAGUGGGAUACCAUGGUCGAGAUGUUGACAAGAUUAUUGCUGAUCUUAUGGAUAUUUCAAUGCAGUUAACCAAAAAGCGGGAGACGGAAAAGGUCAUGGAUCGGGCCAAAGAAAUAGUAGAAGAACUGCUUCUGGAAAAGCUGAUUGGUCCGACUACUUCUUCGGUUUCCACACCGUCCGAUGAAAACGACAAUACUCACAAGGAUAAAGAGCAACUGCAACAAGUUCCACGGAAUAAGGGGUCGUUCCAGAGUAUGCUCGAAGAAGGGCUGCUAGAUGAAAUGAUGGUCGAGGUAGAAGUGCCAAUCAAGGGGCCGGAUAGCGGUCGCGAGUUUUCUAUUGGUGAUGAAGGCCGUCAAGUCAAGUUCACAUUAGAUGCAGAUUCACAGAGAACUAUCACGCAACGAAAGAAACUCCCAGUGCCAGAGGCGAGAAAGGUCUUACUAGAGUCGGAAUGCGAGAAACUGCUUCAAAUGGUGGACCUCAAAAAAGAAGCAAUCACGGCUGUCGAGGAGACCGGGAUUGUCUUUAUCGACGAAAUCGACAAGAUCUGUACAUCUAGUGCUUCGUCUGGAAGAAACACGGAUGCUAGUGCGGAAGGAGUGCAAAGGGAUCUGUUGCCCCUAGUAGAGGGUACAACUGUGUCAACAAAACAUGGAAACAUAAAAACUGACUACAUCCUUUUUGUCGCCAGUGGUGCCUUUCACUCGGUAAAGCCAAGCGACUUGCUGCCAGAGCUGCAAGGGCGUUUACCUGUUCGGGUCGAGCUAAAGGGCCUGACCGAAGAGGACCUCUACAAAAUCCUAACAGAACCCGUGGCCAAUAUGAUUCGCCAGCAGGUUGAAUUGCUCAAAACCGAAGGCGUCGAGCUCGAAUUCGAGGAUGAAGCAAUUCGUGAAAUUGCCAAGAACGCCGCCGAAUUGAACAAAUCCGUGGAAAACAUAGGUGCUCGCCGAUUGCACACCGUGAUGGAACGCAUCAUGGAGGAAAUCAGUUUCGAGGCAGCAGAAGAGGGUAUGAAGGGUACUAGAAUGGUUGUGGACAAAGAGAAGGUGGGAGCAAGGCUGAAAGGCGUCACCAAGUCGACAGACUUAUCGCGCUUCAUCUUGUAA
Molecule: messenger RNA, 1533 nt
Organism: Seminavis robusta
Lineage: Eukaryota; Bacillariophyta; Bacillariophyceae; Naviculales; Naviculaceae
Source: the annotation of a GenBank genome assembly